UAAAUUAAAUGUUGGCGGACCGUCGGAGACAGGUCGCGGGAAAAACCGGCCGUUUCACAACCCGCCAGGAGUACGGUACAAAUAUCUCGAGGGCUCUAUAAAUACAUCUACGUACCCUCAUUUGAGACCGCCGAUUCAUUUUUUCUCGUCCCGGCUCUCGUUGCCCUAAUCGUCGCCGACGGAAUCUUGGGAGGCUACGUUUACAGUCAUCCAUGGCAAAGAAGAGAGGGAAAGCGUUAAAGGUUGAAGAACUUUUGAAUCAUUCUAUCUCAAAUAAAGGUGUUAAGAAACAUAUUAAGAAGAAGAAGUCAAGGAAGGCAAAUGAAACUUUGAAUUUGAAAGUUUCCCGUUCUUCUUCAAGCCAAGAACCUGUUAGUAUUCCAACACACGACUCAGUUACAACUUUGAUCCCUCCCAGCAAUGAUCAGAAGAAGUAUAAAGAAACGGAGGAAAAGAAACAUGUCUCUGGAUUCAUUUUUAUGUGCAAUGGAAAAACAAAGCCGGAAUGUUAUGAAUAUCGCGUUUUUGGCUUACCAAAAGGGAAAAUUGAAGUUGUGAAGAAUAUAGCUCCUGAUGCCAAGCUAUUUCUUUUCGACACCGACUUGAAGCUUCUCUAUGGCAUUUACCAAGCUACUACUAAGGGUGCAUUGGAUUUGGAACCAAGAGCUUUCGAUGGCCAAUUUCAAGCACAGGUGAAAUUUAAGAUAUUCAAGGAUUGCUUACCUCUUCCCGAAAGUGCUUUCAAAAAGGCUAUUAAAGACAAUUAUUCUGGUCAUCGGAAAUUCAGGCAGGAACUCAGUGGCACACAGGUAAAACAUCUAAUUUCCUUGUUCCGCCCUAUUGCCAAGAAUAAAACAUCUCAUAAGGAAUCACACGUUCGACCAAAUGUGGCGAAUAGGCCAUCAUUUAGGUCUACACGAACUAAAGUGGUUAAACCAUAUCCUCUUGAGAACUUGUCGUCUGGAGUGCACUACUUUCCAGACAUUGAGACAAGGCCUCAACAUGAUCACUACCUUCCGGACAUUGAGACAAGGUCUCAACAUGAUGUUCGUCAUGUGCAGUAUGAUCCAUUUGAACCAGGACUACAUUUCUCUCAUUCACAAGUGCAGCCUAGGCUUGUAAGAGUAGAAGCCCCUCCCCGUCAUGUUGAAGCUUAUCAUCCAGAGCAUGCACAUGAAGCAUAUUUUCGUGAAAAUUCUUUAAGAUACCCUCUAAAUUCAUAUGAAAGUAUUCGCAAUCCGAUUGAGACCUAUGAUAAUGGAGAUCUCCGGGAUGUGUAUGGGCGCCGGUAUCAUACACCACACUUGCAGUCUGAUCGAGAAGAUGAUGCUCGCAUAGAUUUUAUUCCUCGUUACUACAGCCAAUGGUUGUCUCCUACGGCCUCACAUACUGCUCCUUUGUCACAAGCAGCAGCAUAUCAUUCACAGAACAGGUUGCCAUCUCCAUAUCGCUCACAGCACAGGUUUCCAUCUCAGGACGGGGGGAGAGAUUACGCUGGUUUGCCUCAAGGAGGACCAGCUUCUGGUAGUCUUAGCUAUGGUGAAGCAAAUUUGUCAUUCUCUUAUUAUGACAAUUCAUCUGCUACUAGGCUAAGCUUUCGGUAAAUAGUCAGAGUUUGAUUUUGGUUUUGUUGACUGCUGUAGUCGUCAGUGGUCUGUUCCAAGGGAACCAUACAUUUGAAUGCCAUACCAUUCCUCUUAAUUGCUUGUAAUAACAAGACUUCAAAGUUCCUUUUUGUG
Molecule: messenger RNA, 1739 nt
Organism: Cucurbita pepo subsp. pepo (vegetable marrow)
Lineage: Eukaryota; Viridiplantae; Streptophyta; Magnoliopsida; Cucurbitales; Cucurbitaceae
Source: RefSeq, a predicted model, not a curated record